Paramacrobiotus metropolitanus is the source of this 1402-nucleotide messenger RNA. RefSeq names its product DNA fragmentation factor subunit beta-like. Gene Ontology annotation, biological process: apoptotic DNA fragmentation; apoptotic process. Gene Ontology annotation, cellular component: cytoplasm; nucleus. The transcript is spliced from 3 exons. The record is from RefSeq and is a predicted model, not a curated record. Gene Ontology annotation, molecular function: DNA endonuclease activity. Lineage: Eukaryota; Metazoa; Tardigrada; Eutardigrada; Parachela; Macrobiotidae. Bases 79 to 1197 code for a protein of 372 amino acids.
CAAGUGCCACGUUAAAAUACUUCGUUACUAGCCUGUUUUUUGGCAUCUUAUACCGCUUUACAUUGAUUUUUGAUUAUCAUGAAGCCUCUCCCAGUGAAAGUUCAAGACUUAAGCCGCACAAAACGUUGCGGAGUCGUUGUUUCCAGCUACAACGAUUUGCUAAACAAGGGGCGCGAAAAACUCGCCAUCCCAAAGAAAAUUCACAUUCGUCUGUGUUUGGAAUCAGAUGGAACUGACAUUUCCGACGACACAUUUUUAUCCCGUCUGGCACCGAAUUCCGUAAUCAUUGUACUGCGCCCUGGCGAAUGCUGGAUGGGCUACUGGAGUUAUCUUUUGAACGCCUUCGAAGAAGCAAAGAAAAUCCAUCCAUUACACCAAGCCAAGGAGCGUAUUGAACAAGUCCUUCAUUUGACCACGGAUAAUGCGAAAUUAUCCACGAUCGCCACAUUCUUAUCCGGUCUUAGCAAUAAGCGCCAGGCGGACAACCGCGCAGAUGAUCCCGACUGGUUCGAAGAUCUCCCGCCGACCGCCAAAUCCAAGGAAUGCGUGAUGAAAAACGGGGCGAGGAGUCGUGUGCGCAGUUAUUUCUAUACAGCGAAAAAGUGCGUUCAGGGCGCUGUUACCAAGCUGAAUUAUGAGAAAUAUUUUUCCGCAAUUUUCGAUGAAUUUUCCCGGAAGUUGGUGAAGAAUGACUAUUAUGGGGGAUAUUUUGGGCGGACAGUGUCCGAAGAAUUGCGUUUGUGCGAUGCAGAGGGAUGGUUUAAUUGUGAGGGACCGUUUGACGCGGAUUUCUGUCCCCAAACGCAUCUGAUUAAUCCGUUUGACAAUAAGGAAAGCCGGCUCGUGUUUUCCACCUGGAAUCUGGAUCAUCAGGCGGAGAAAUCUAGGACCGUCGUUCCUGGGCUGAUUCAAUCGGCCAUAAAUGUGCCGAAAUGUCAUCGCCUGAAUGUCGACUAUUUCUACUCUCUGCUUUUCACCAAAAUCAAUUUACGCUUGGUGCACAUAGCGUGCCACAAGAAAUGUGAACACGGUUCCAAAAAACUGGUGGACGAAAUGUUCUUUAUCCGUACCGGAAACGCCAAACUCACAAAACGCGGCGCCACGUGCAAGAAAGACCAAUGUGCCGAAAAACUGUCGAAUGUUUGUGCUGAUCGAGUGACCACUCGGAGAAGAUGCAGUAAAGACAACGGGGCGUAACGACGAAAGAUUUACAUCAUCGUCAGCAUUUCGCUCUGUUAAAGACUUAUCUCGAUCAAGUCGCAUGUCUUCCAGAUCAAUUACGAGUAAAUACUUUUCAUCGGCUGGCAGUUCAUGGUUUACAUAAUUUGUAAUACAAAUAAUUAUGAUGCGCGUUUGCCAGUAAAACUUUAUGAUGUAUGUUCCAGUGCUUAAAACUCGCUCU